AUGAUUUAUGAUAUAUUUGUUAGUCUAGGAUUAGGUAUCCUCACAUAUAUAGCUUAUUUUUACUUCAAGUAUUUCACUCGUUCAAACCCAAUUCCAGGUCCAAUUCCACUUCCAUUUAUCGGGAACCAAUUUCAACUUAGUGAAGACAUAUCAUUAUUUUGUAGAGAAUGUCAAAAGAAUUAUGGUGAUAUUUGGGAAUUUUAUGUUGGACAUCCAAGUGAUAAGACGAGAGGAAUUGGAAUAGAGAUGGAAGGUUAUUGGAAGAAACUUUAUGGAGAUGAACAUAAUGAAUUGGAUUUAUCCGAGUGGUUAAGUCGACUUUAUACUGAUAACAUCUUUCAUAUCACGGCAAAUAAAAAGGUUUAUGCUAUUAUGGAACGAAUUUCUAAUGAAACCCUUACCGAACCGUUAACCGAUGAAGCUAUAAUUGGUAACUUUAUGGAAACGACCGCUGGAGGUAUUGAUUCCAUUACUUCCUCAACAUGCUUUAUCAGUUAUUUUAUGGCCAAAUACCCUGAAGUGAAGAAGCGUGUUUUUGAAGAAAUCGAUUCAAAAUUUACACGUGAUCAAAAAUUGACUUGUGAAGAACUAAACCAACUUCCUUAUUGUGAUGCGGUGAUUCGAGAAAUUUCUCGAAUGCAUCCAAUCGCAGAACUUAAUUAUCGUGUGAAUGCCCAGGAAGAAAUUUUAAAUGGUUACGUAAUUCCUGCCGAAACUCAAAUUUAUAUACAUCAAUAUGGUAUAAAUAUGCAUAAAGCUCAUUGGACGAAUCCCGAAGAAUUUAAUCCUGAUCGAUUUUUGAAUAAUCGAGAAAAUUCUUUGAAUCUUACAUUUGGAGGCGGUAUAAGAAUGUGUCCGGGACGAAAUUUAGCAAUGAUGGAAUUGAAAGCGUAUAUGGUAUUGAUGUACCGAAAAUAUGAUUUUGAAUUGGUUGAUAAGAAUGCACCUUUGAAAACUCACUAUUCUAUUAUUAGAGCUUGUGAUGAAUUGAAAGUUAGGGUUAAGCCCAGAGUAUUCUAA
Molecule: messenger RNA, 1020 nt
Organism: Funneliformis caledonium
Lineage: Eukaryota; Fungi; Glomeromycota; Glomeromycetes; Glomerales; Glomeraceae
Source: the annotation of a GenBank genome assembly